Python bivittatus (Burmese python) is the source of this 3431-nucleotide messenger RNA. Lineage: Eukaryota; Metazoa; Chordata; Lepidosauria; Squamata; Pythonidae. The record is from RefSeq and is a predicted model, not a curated record.
CCCAUCAGCGAAUCCACCGGGGAAAGAGGCCUCAGGAAUGCUGGAAGCGCCGCAAAAGUUUUCCGGAGAGAUGGUGUCUUUCUAGGCCUCAGAACAGCCCAACUGAAGAGAAGGCCUGCAAGUGUGUGCAGUGUGGGCUGUGCUUUUCUCAAAUGUCAGAGUUUCUUAAACAUCAGCAAAUCCAUACCAGAGAACAACCUUAUAAAAGUCUGGAGUAUGGCAAAUCAUUCAAUGAAAAAUUGACCCUUAAGACCCAUGAGAAACGUCACACAGGAGAGAAACCUUACAAAUACAUGCAAUGUGGAAAGAGUGUUGCUGGUAAUCUGCAGCUUUGGGUCCAUGAGAAACUUCACACAGGAAAAAAAUCUUAUAAAUGCUUUGAGUGUGGAAAAUGUUUCACUCGAAGUUCAUAUCUUCGGAGCCAUGAGAAAACACACAGAGGGGAGAAAAAUGAAAAGUGCCUAGAAUGUGGGAAAUAUUUUUCCCAGAAGUCAGACCUAGUGCGACAUCAGAGAAUUCACACUGGAGACACACCCUAUGAAUGCCCUGAAUGUGAGAAACGAUUUGUGAAUUCUUUUGGACUUCGGAGACACCGGAUGAGGCACAAAGGAGAGAAACCGUAUAAAUGUGAGGAGUGUGGCAAAAGUUUUAUUUCACUAGCAAGCCUUCUGAUUCAUCAGAGAAUCCACACGGGGGAGAAACCAUACAAGUGUGGGGAAUGUGGGAAAUGUUUUGCUCAAAAGGGAGGACUUUGGGAACAUCAGAAAAUUCACACAGGGGAGAAGCCCUAUCAAUGCAUUGAGUGUGGAACAUUUUUUCGUACAAUAUCAGGCUUAAGAUGUCAUGUGAAAGUGCACACAGGGGAAAAAAAUUACAAAUGUUUAGACUGUGGGAAAGCAUUUGCUUCUUCAUCAUCCCUUAGAAAUGAAAAAAAUUACAAAUGUUUAGACUGUGGGAAAGCAUUUGCUUCUUCAUCAUCCCUUAGAAAUCACAACCGCAUAAGUCAUAUAGGGGAGACGCCCUAUAAAUGCUUGGAGUGCAAUAAAUGUUUUUCCAGGAAAGAUACUCUUUUGAAGCAUCAGAGAAUUCAUACUGGAGAAAAACCUUAUCAGUGCCUGGAGUGUGGGAAAUCUUUUCCUUACAAAGAAUAUCUUAGAAACCACGAGAGAAUUCACACAGGAGAGAAACCUUACAAGUGUGGGCAAUGUGGGAAGUGUUUUACUCGCAACUCACAGCUUUGUGUCCAUCAGAAAAUUCACACAGGAAUAAAACCUUAUAAAUGCCUUGAGUGUGGAAAAACCUUCACUCGGAAUUCAUCUCUUCGGAGUCAUAAGAAAAUACACAAAGGGCAGAAAAAUGAAAAGUGCCUAGAAUGCGGGAAAUGUUUUUCCAGGAAAUCAAACUUGGUGCGACAUCAGAGAGUUCACACUGGGGAUAGACCCUAUGAAGGCCCAGAAUGUGAAAAACGAUUUGUGGAUUCUUCUGAACUUCGGAGACACCAGAAGGGGCACAGAGGAGAGAAGCCGUAUAUAUGUGGUUUUUGUGGGAAAAGCUUUAUCUCAGCAACAAAGGUUCAGAUUCAUCAGAGAAUUCACACAGGGGAAAAGCCGUACGAAUGCAGGGAGUGUGGGAAAGGUUUUAUCUCAGCAACAAAGGUUCGGAUUCAUCAGAGAAUCCACACGGGGGAGAAGCCAUACAAAUGUGGGGAAUGUGGGAAAUGCUUUUCCCAAAAAGAAUACCUUGGAACCCAUCAGAGGGUCCAUGCAGGAGUGAUACCAUACGGAUGCAUAGAAUGUGGGAAAUGUUUUGCUCAAAAGGCAAGAUUUCUGGAACAUCAGAACAUUCAUACAGGUGAGAAGCCCUAUCAAUGCAUUGAGUGUGGAAUAUUUUUUCAUAUCAAAUCGGGCCUUAGACGUCAUAUGAAAGUUCACACAGAGGAAAAAAAAUACAAAUGUUUAGACUGUGGGAGAGCAUUUGCUUAUUCGUCAUCCCUUAGAAAUCACAGCCGCCUAAUACAUAUAGGAGAGAGGCCCCAUAAAUGCUUGGAGUGUGAAAAAUGUUUUUCCAGGAAAGAAACUCUUUUGAAGCAUCAGAGAAUUCAUACUGGAGAAAAACCUUAUCAGUGCUUGAUGUGUGGGAAAUCUUUUCCUUACAAAGAAUGUCUUACAAACCAUGAGAGAAUUCACACAGGAGAGAAACCUUACAAGUGUCCGCAAUGUGGGAAGCGUUUUACUCGCAACUCACAACUUUGGGUCCAUAAGAAGUUUCAUACAGGAAUAAAACCUUAUAAAUGCUUUAAGUGUGGAAAAUGUUUUGCUCGAAGUUCAUAUCUUCGGAGCCAUGAGAAAACACACAGUGGGGAGAAAAAUGAAAAGUGCCUAGAGUGUGGGAAAUGUUUAUCCAGCAAAUCAAGCCUGGUGCGACAUCAGAGAAUUCACACCGGAGACAGACCCUAUGAAUGCCCAGAAUGUGAGAAGCGAUUUUUGGAAGCUGCUGAACUUCGGAGACACCAGAAGGGGCACAGAGGAGAGAAACAGUAUAUAUGUGGGGAGUGUGGGAAAAGUUUUAUCUCAGCAACACAGGUUCGGAUUCAUCAGAGAAUCCACACAGGGGAGAAGCCAUACAAAUGUGGGGAGUGUGGGAAAUGCUUUUCCCAAAAACAACACCUUGGAAGGCAUCAGAGGAUGCCAUACAAAUGUGGGGAGUGUGGGAAAUGCUUUUCCCAAAAACAACACCUUGGAAGGCAUCAGAGGAUGCCAUACAAAUGUGGGGAGUGUGGGAAAUGCUUUUCCCAAAAACAACACCUUGGAAGGCAUCAGAGGAUCCAUGCAGGAGUGAAGCCAUAGAGGUGCGUAGAAUGUGGGAAAUCUUUUGAUCAAAAGGCAGUACUUUGUAAACUUCAGAAAAUUCACACAGGGGAAAAGCCCUAUCUAUACACUGAAUGUGGAAAAUUAGUUUGUAGUGGAUCAGUCCUUAGAAGUUAUAUGAAAGUUCACACAGGGGAAAAAAUUAUAAAUGAUUAGACUGUGGGAGAGCAUUUGCUUGUCAAUCAUCCCUUAGAAAUCACAGCCACCUAAUGGAUAUAGGAGAGACAUCCCAUAAAUGCUUGGAGUGUGUUUUUAUUUGAAAGGUGGUCUUUUGCAGCAACAGAGAAUUCACACUUGAGAAAAACUUUAUCAGGGUUUAGAAGGUGGCAAAUGGUUUACCUGAUACAGGUAGUCCUUGACUUACAACCACAAUAGAGACCAGAACUUCCAUUGCUAAGCGAUGUGGUCAUUAAGUGACUCGCGUGAGACUUUACAACCCUUUUUGCCAUAGUCAUUAAGUAAAUCAGCAUGGUCAUUUAGUGAAUCAUUUGUUCAUUAAGCAAAUCUGGCAUCCUUGUUGAUUUUGCUUGUUGGAGGCCCCGUGGGAAGGUUGCAAAUGGUGAU